AUGGAAGCUAAAGCCAUUAGAGAAGAGGCCUUGAUGGCCAGAUCAUCUGGCCGUGACGCUUUGAAUCAUGCAAUUGCCGCAGCCGACUUGUACAUGAAGGCUGCCAAAGAAGCCGCUUCGCCCGCCGACCGCGUUCGUUUUAGGAAGAAGUGCGAGGGACUCAUUACCCAUGCUGAGCAGCUCAAGUCCUCGCCCAGGGCCACUCCCGCGACCACAACCAAAGCCACCACUGUCAUCACCUCGGCGUCGAACCCUAACUGUCAUGUGCGCCAAAUACCCUCCAACGAGAGGGCUAUUCUUUUGCGCUCGUCUCGGCUACAUGGAAAUAUAUUCCCACCCUGGCAGUCCGACCCUGUUGACGGCACGUUCUCCCUGCCCGAAGGAAAACAUGUCUUCUCUGACCCGACGGAGUACACCAUGUCGCCUCGACAACAGUCGAUCCUCGAAGGCUGGAAACGCCCCGUGGAGCAGGCCAGAGAAGAAACCGUAGACAGGGACUUCAUGGCCUCGGAUAGCGACUGUGAUCUUGUACAGGAUGUCACGACAGACUGCUCAGUCGUAGCCAGUCUAUGUGCCGCCAUGAAGAUUCUUCAGAGGGGCAGGCAAUCAGUUCUCGGUUCCAUCAUGUUUCCGUACGACCAUGCUCAGGGGCGGCCCAAGAUCUCAAGGAGUGGAAAGUACAUGUUCCGCAUGCACUUCAACGGCUGUUUUCGUCAAGUCGUUGUGGAUGACCGGCUACCUGUCUCGCGGAACAACCGCACAUUGUUCGUUGUCGAUCGCAAGAAUCCCAACUUGCUCUGGCCGGCCCUCUUAGAAAAAGCCUACUUGAAGGUUCGAGGGGGCUAUGAUUUCCCCGGGAGCAACUCAGGUACCGAUCUGUGGGUCAUUACCGGAUGGAUUCCCGAACAACUGUUUCUUCAGAGUGAGGAUGUCGAUCUCGAAGGCACUUGGGACGACAUUAAGGAAGCGUACCAUGCUGGCAAUCUUAUCAUCACAUUAGGCACUGGGCGGCUGACACAGACGGAAGAGGAUGCCCUGGGUCUCGUUGGUGAGCAUGAUUAUGCAGUGCUAGAGAUUGAUAUUUCACCUGGAGCCCGCCGGCUGCUUGUCAAGAAUCCGUGGUGUGAUGGUCUUGUCUGGAAAGGCGUUGGAUCUUCCGGACUUCUCGAGAAAACGGCGGCCCUAUCGCUAUCAGCUACGUCUGUGUCGGUAGAGCCUAAGUCAUCGGAACACUCGAGGCCAGUUGGUUCUUUCUGGAUUUCGGUCGAGGACGUUGCCCAAAACUUUGAGUCCAUGUACCUGAACUGGAACCCGGACAUGUUCACACACCGGCAGGAUCAUCACUUUACAUGGCGGGUGCCGACGAAGAACAUGACGUCCUCCCUCGCCCACAACCCGCAAUAUUCGGUGCUCUCAAGCAGUGGAGAUGAGGUAUGGAUCCUGCUGAGCAGGCACUUUGCAGACGAAGAGCUUAAUAUUGCGCGCAACAAGUCGGCUUCUUCGGCGGCGCCAUCGAGACAGCUGGGCUUCACAAGCAUCUUCAUCUUCGAGAGCGAAGGCAAAAAGGUGCAGGUGAGAGAGGGCUUCGUCUAUCAGGGCUCCUAUGUCGACUCACCGCAGACACUGGCCAAGUUCAGACUUCGCGCCGGCAAACCCUACACCAUCGUCAUGGCCCACCAGGAUCUACCGCUGCACGACUACUCGUGCACAUUCACCCUCUUCUCACGGACGCCUCUAGAGGUCAAGCCUGCCGAAGAAGAGAUGAGGUACUACAAGGAGUUCUCCAGUGCCUGGACAAGGAGAACCGCCGGGGGCAAUGCGUCAUCCAUUACGUACUCACAAAAUCCUCAGUUCAGCAUAUCGAUCCCCAGGGCCACGUCUCUUUCCAUUCUUCUCUCGUCUGGAGACCGCGAGGUGGCCAUUCAUGUUGAUCUGGUCUGGGCACACGGCAAGAGAGUCACCUCGAUCGGAGUCAAGGACGUCGUGGCCAGUUCUGGCGACUAUCGGAGAGGCAACGCUCUGGUGCAGGUCCCUUUGGUGGAGCCGGGCACUUACACCAUCGUCUGCUCGACGUGGGAACCGGGCCAGCUUGCCGAUUUCGGCAUGCGUGUGGGCUCACAGGUAGAAUGCCAGAUACAGCCCGUGUUGAGUGACGGCGCCGGCCUGUUGCGGACUCGCACACCAGCCAUUGCCUUCAGCGAGGGGGAAGAGAAGAGACGGGCGCCUGUCACGGUAACACGACUUUCUCGGGCCCAAGUUGUUGCCCGUUGCCCCCUCUUGACGGGACGGGACGGUCAGCACAUCCCUACGACGGCAGUCCGUAUCUCUCUUGUAUACGGGAGAGGACCCGAGGAGUCCGUGCUUGCUAUGUCAGGCGGCGGUGAGUUCCGGGAGCUCACUAUGGCUGUCCGAACACCAGAAUUCGACCUUGAGCCCGACCGUUUGCGACAAGACCAGCUAUGGCUCGUUGUGGAACAGCUCGGCAGCCAGCAAGGUCGCCAAAGCAUCGAGGUAGAAUUUUUAAGUGACAAUGCCAUUCACGUCGGCGACUGGCAGAUUGUUGAUGGCUAG
Molecule: messenger RNA, 2571 nt
Organism: Colletotrichum higginsianum IMI 349063
Lineage: Eukaryota; Fungi; Ascomycota; Sordariomycetes; Glomerellales; Glomerellaceae
Product: PALB protein
Exons: 5
Coding region: 1-2571 (856 amino acids)
Biological process (GO): proteolysis
Molecular function (GO): calcium-dependent cysteine-type endopeptidase activity
Source: RefSeq, a predicted model, not a curated record